Molecule: messenger RNA, 978 nt
Organism: Lottia gigantea (owl limpet)
Lineage: Eukaryota; Metazoa; Mollusca; Gastropoda; Lottiidae
Exons: 2
Coding region: 1-978 (325 amino acids)
Biological process (GO): intracellular signal transduction
Molecular function (GO): protein binding
Source: RefSeq, a predicted model, not a curated record
AUGGUUCAACUCAGUCAGAAUGUCGUCACCUCGCAACUACCGGAAGUGGAAGAUGAGGUUGCCAUGCAGAAAGAGAUAUUCGCCUGCUGUCAAUUUGCCGUUUCUCUCCAGAAUGUGACAGUUUUUGAAAAUUUAUGUCGUGAGAUAAAAGGAAACGAAGAAUAUCGUUGUCGAUUAUUGUACCAAGCCAUUGAUAUUGGCUGUAUUGAUAUCAUUCAAAUUUGUUUACGUCACGGUAUGCCUACAGACGAUUGUCGUAAAAUGCUGGAAUUUGAAGCGCCAUUAUUGUACGCUAUUGAUAUAGGAAACCUCGAUGUCGUCAAAUAUCUUUGCUCGGAGCAAAAAAUUAACGUUCGAGUUACUAAUAAAUACGGAAUGACGGCAGUGAUGAUUGCUGCCAAGAGAGAAAACUGCGCAUGCUUAGAAAUUUUGAUGAAACAUGGAUGUGACGUAACAACACGUGAUCACUUGGGAAAUACUGCCUUACAUCAUCUUAGUUAUCCGCUCUCACGAACACAUAAAGCUCUCCCUUGUUUAAAACUUCUAGUUAAAGCCGGAUGUGACGUCAAUGCGCAGAACUCUCAUGGGGAUACAAUUUGUCAUGUAGCGGAAGUGCGUCAGCAUUAUCAAUUAGUCGAGGCCUUGGUUUCUGAGAACUGUGCGAUAAAUUCCAGUGAUUUUAGGCUAAUUCCUUGUUUAAGUAAUUUAUGUACAGGACAGGCGUUUAGCGUCGUGCGCCGCGGGUCCAUGUAUUACUAUGAUGGAAACACAUGGUGUUACAGAGAGCCUCGUGUCGAUACUACCAAACAUCAUUCCGUUGCAUUUAAAACCCUUAAAGAUGCCUGCCGCUUUGAGAUCCGCAAACAUCUUGGCUUAAACAUUUUUGAUAAACUUGAGAAGCUGUGUUUACCCACCGUGAUAAAAGACUAUAUUUUACUGAAGGAUGUUCUUUCUGAAGAUUCUUUCAUUAAAUCAUAA